GGCCCGGCCCCGGCCGCUGCCGUUGCCGCGGCGCCGUCGCCGUGGCAACCGCGGGGACGCGCUCUCGCCGUUAAAGCGCAGGGCGCAGGCGCGCGGCCGGGGCAGGCGCCGUGCGGGUCAGAUGGCGCACCACAAGGCCGCGGACUCCAAGCGGGAGCAGUUCCGCCAGUACUUGGAGAAGUCGGGAGUGCUGGACAUGCUCACCAAGGUGUUGGUAGCCUUAUAUGAAGAGCCAGAGAAACCAGAUAGUGCACUGGAUUUUCUGAAGCAUCAUCUGGGAGCUUCAGCUCCUGAGAAUCCGGAAAUAGAGGCACUUCGCUUGGAAGUGGCAGAGAUGAAAGAAAAAUAUGAAGCUGUGCUGGAAGAAAAUAAAAAACUGAAAACCAAGCUGGCUCAGUAUGAACCACCUCAAGAUGAGAAGCAUGGCGAAUAACAGUAGUUUUUUCUUUUAUUGCCUUGACUUAAUAAAGGGCUUCCUGAGAAA
This is a messenger RNA of Taeniopygia guttata (zebra finch), 484 nucleotides long. It is a transcript of the gene MYCBP, whose product is annotated as MYC binding protein. NCBI's taxonomy places the organism in Eukaryota, Metazoa, Chordata, Aves, Passeriformes, Estrildidae. Gene Ontology annotation, biological process: regulation of DNA-templated transcription. Gene Ontology annotation, molecular function: transcription coactivator activity. The record is from RefSeq and is a predicted model, not a curated record. Gene Ontology annotation, cellular component: nucleus.